AUGGACUUCCACCGAAACCACCACAGCACCACCUCCCCCACAUCCUCUGCCUCCUCCACCACUACCACCACCAUCCCCAUUCCCAACCCUAACCCGAACCCUAAUCCCUCCUCCAACUGCAUCUCUACCGACGACCCAAUGCACUCCUGGUGGGAGUCCAUCUCCAAGGCCCGCUCUCGCAUCCACUCCUUGUCCUCUCUCCUCCCCCCUUCUCUCUCCUCCUGUCUCUCCUCCCUCGCCGACUCCGACCGCCCUGCCCUCUCCCUUCUGUCCUCCCUUGAGUCCUACGACGCCGUUUCUUCCGCCCUAUCGUCCCCUCUCUCCGGUUCAGGAUCCGACCCCCUCUGCCACUGGCUCUACGACACCUUCCUCUCCUCUGACCCCCAUCUACGACUCGUCGUUUUCUCUUUCCUCCCUGUCCUCUCUGGCCUCUACCUCUCCCGGGUCCAUUCUCUCUCCUCUGACUCUCCCUCUCUUCCUUCCCUCGCCGGCUUCGAAGCUGUUCUCCUCGCCCUCUACGCCGCCGAGACCAAGGCUCGAAACGGCAAGCCUGUUGUCGUUUCGAUCCCAGAUCUCUCUCAGCCCUCUCUCUACCACACCCCUCGAGUUCACAAGCCCAACCCCCUCGCUGCCGCCAUUUCCCCCCACCAGUCAAUUGGGGUUUUGUCGCCGCCUCUGGAGCCCCAGAUCGCCGUCAAGUCCACCAAACGUGCCUGCAUUGUCGGCGUUGCCCUCGAUUCCUAUUACAAGCACAUUUCCCAGAUGCCCACUUGGUCCAAGAUUGACUUUUGUCGAUUCCUAGCUUCUUGGGCCGGCCAGGAUUGCCAUUGUCUGCACCAAGUCGGUGACGAUGAUACCAAUGAGCCCGACAUUACUCCGGCAUUGUUCUUGGAGAGCGGCAAUGAGAUUGACGAUGUGACUGAAGAAAUGGAUCAGUUAAUGAGAUUUGAGGAGAAAAAUGUUUGCAAUGGUGUAGUUUUGGAGUCAAAGGGGUCAAUAAUUCCAUUACCUUGGGAGCUUUUGCAGCCAGCGUUGCGAAUAGUGGGGCAUUGUCUGAUGGCCCCAUUGAAUUCUCAGGACAUUAAGGACGCGGCUUCUGUUGCAGUGAAGCGAUUGUAUGCUCGGGCAUCUCAUGAUUUGGUGCCACAGGCGAUUUUAGCUACUCAGAGCCUAAUUCAGCUAGAUAAGAGGGCACGGGAGUCUGCCAAGGCUACUGCGGCUGCUAAUUCGUCUUCAAACGCUAACACCCCAAGCAAAGCUAAGAACCCCGAAGUACUUUUGGUCUCAAAAUGA
Messenger RNA from Prunus armeniaca (apricot), 1293 nucleotides. Lineage: Eukaryota; Viridiplantae; Streptophyta; Magnoliopsida; Rosales; Rosaceae. The record is from the annotation of a GenBank genome assembly.